GUGUAAUUGUUUAGCUUUCAGCCGUGGAAGAACAUGAUUAAACUAACUUAUCACUAAUCUUCGAUGCGAAGCUGCCGUGAAGUUUCUCGCAAACAGACUGUACGACGACGAAAUAUAUAACUGAGGACCGAGGCGGCCGGAGCAGAUACACAUACACCCCGGCGAAAAAUCAGUCGGGCGGAGCAACGCCGCCGCGAUGUCGUCGGAGCCGGUGAGGCUCAUCGGCGCCUUCGGCAGCCCGGUCGUGCACCGCGCGGAGCUGGCCCUGCGCCUCAAGGGCGUCCCCUACGAGCUCAUCGAGGAGGACCUCAACAACAAGAGCGAGCUGCUGCUCACGCACAACCCCGUCCACAAGACCGUCCCCGUGCUCCUCCACGGCCACCGCUCCAUCCCGGACUCGCUCGUCAUCGUCGAGUACAUCGACGAGGCCUUCCCCGGCGGCCCGCCGCUCCUUCCCGUAGACCCCCUCGCCCGCGCCAACGCCCGCUUCUGGGCAAGAUUCCUAGAAGAGAAGUUCAAGAAGCCUCUGUGGAUCGCGCUGUGGACGGACGGCGAGGCGCAGGCGGCGUCGGCGAAGGAGACGAAGGCGAACCUGACGCUGCUGGAGGCGCAGCUGCCGGAGGGGAAGAGGUUCUUCGGCGGCGACGCCAUCGGCUUCCUCGACAUCGCCGUCGGCGGGGCGCUCGCGCACUGGAUGGGGGUGGUCGAGGAGAUGGCCGGCGUGCGGCUGCUCACCGAGGAGGACCACCCGACGCUGUGCCGCUGGGCGAGUGCGUACAGGACCAACGAGACCGUGCGGCAGUGCCUCCCCGACAGGGACCGCGUGCUCGCCGCCUUGGCUGCGAGGAAGGACCUCUACGUCUCCAUUGCCAAGGCCAUGGCUGCAGAGAAGUAGCUCAUUUCACGACGAGGAAGGGGAUAUCAUACAAGCAAGUCAAUGCUUCUGGUUCUGGACUUGUAUGCAUGUGGAUACAUGCGGAUCCGAUGGAAUAAAAAAGAGCAAGUGAUCGCCUGUGAGAGUUAUAUUAUUGCCUACUUA
Messenger RNA from Hordeum vulgare subsp. vulgare (domesticated barley), 1039 nucleotides. Its product is annotated as glutathione transferase GST 23-like. The coding region runs from base 197 to 895 and encodes 232 amino acids. The record is from RefSeq and is a predicted model, not a curated record. Gene Ontology annotation, cellular component: cytoplasm. Gene Ontology annotation, biological process: glutathione metabolic process. NCBI's taxonomy places the organism in Eukaryota, Viridiplantae, Streptophyta, Magnoliopsida, Poales, Poaceae. The transcript has 2 exons. Gene Ontology annotation, molecular function: glutathione transferase activity.